Molecule: messenger RNA, 1635 nt
Organism: Triticum turgidum subsp. durum (durum wheat)
Lineage: Eukaryota; Viridiplantae; Streptophyta; Magnoliopsida; Poales; Poaceae
Source: the annotation of a GenBank genome assembly
AUGCAUGCUCGCUCUCCGCCUCCUCAUCUAGCUGCUGCCAAGCUUGCUAGCCAGCAAGCCCAGCCAGCCAUGGAUGCUCACUACCCCAAGUACCUUCUCUACGGCAUCCUCAUCCUCGGCUCAUGGCUCAUCUCCUGUCUCCUGCACUUCCAGUUCUUCCAUCUCUCCCUCUUCUCCUAUGGGCCACGCUCCGGCGCGUCGUUCGUCCUCAUCCCGCUGUCGGUGCCCAUGGCGCUCGAUGCCAGCUUCCUGCCAGCUCCCUCUGCCGUCGCCGAGGAUGUCCCCCUGCGCCGGCUUUCGUCAGCAGCGUCGUCGUCUUGCCAGGGGAGGUACGUUUACAUGUUGGAUGUGCCGUCGCGGUUCAAUGUUCUCAGGGACUGCGUCGAGGGCUCGCCGGCGUUUCAGGACGAGUGGCACGUAUGCUCCCUCAUGGCCAAUGUCGGCAUGGGCCCAGUGCUCCCUCCCGCCACCGGCAAUGGAAGCGACGGUGACACGGGUGUCAUCCCCAACACCGGAUGGUAUGCCACGGAUCAGUACGCCCUGGAAGUGAUCGUGCACAACCGUAUGCGCCAGUACGAGUGCCUCACCGACGACCCGGCGGCGGCGACGGCUCUGUACGUGCCCUACUACCCGGGGCUGGAGCUCCAACAGCACCUCUGCGGGUUCAACGCCACGGUGCGCAACGGGCCGUCGUCCGAGUUCCUGCAGUGGAUGUCGGCGCGGCCGCAGUGGGCGGCCUUCGGCGGCCGCGACCACUUCAUGGUCGUCGGCAAGACCACCUGGAUGUUCCGGCACAAAGAGGGAGACGAUAGCGGCACCCAGAAGGUCUGUGGCAACAACUUCCUCGAACAGCCCGAGUCCGGCAACAUGACGGUGCUCACCUACGAGUCCAACAUCUGGGAUCGGCGGGACUGCGCCGUGCCGUACCCGAGCUACUUCCACCCCACGUCGGCCGGCGAGGUUUCCGCGUGGCAGGCGCGCGUCCGCGCCACAGAACGUCCCUGGCUAUUCGCGUUCGCCGGCGCACGGCGUGCCAACGGGACGCUUGCCAUCCGCGACCGCGUCAUCGAGUCGUGCGCCUCCUCGCCUAGCCGGUGCGGGUUCAUCGACUGCAGCCACGGCCUGGAGGGCAGCAUCACCUGCCGGUCGCCGCGGAGGCUCGUCUCCGUCUUCGCCUCGUCCCGUUUCUGCCUGCAGCCGCGCGGCGACUCAUACAUGCGCCGCUCCUCCGUCGACGCCAUCAUGGCCGGGUGCAUCCCCGUCUUCUUCCACGAGGCGUCCACCUUCAAGAAGCAGUACCGGUGGCACGAGCCGGAUCCGGAGAGCAGCGGCAACGGCGACGGCCGCCCGUACUCGGUGCUCAUCGACCCCGACGAACUCCUCGAAGGGAAGGUGGACGUCGAGGGGGUGCUAGCCAGGUACACCGACGAGGAGGUGGCCGCCAUGAGGGAGGAAGUGAUCAAGAUGAUCCCGAGGUUCCUGUACAAGGAUCCCCGGGUGAGGUUCGAGGGGGACACGAGGGAUGCGUUCGACAUCGCCAUUGAUGAGGUGAUGGCCAGGAUCAGGAGGAUCAAGAAUGGGGAGGAUUUGGGACGGUUUGCUGCUGAUGAUGUGAUGGUUGCUAAGGGCUCCUGA